Fraxinus pennsylvanica is the source of this 759-nucleotide messenger RNA. NCBI's taxonomy places the organism in Eukaryota, Viridiplantae, Streptophyta, Magnoliopsida, Lamiales, Oleaceae. The record is from the annotation of a GenBank genome assembly.
AUGGAAAAUAAAGGAGAUGAAUAUAGUUUCCCUUCUGAAAGAGAUACUUCAACUAUGGUCUCUGGGCUUACAAGAAUUAUGGGUGCCACUCAUGAUCAAGAAAAUCAGCAUCGCCCUUCUACUCAAACACAACAAGAUCAAGGAUCUGUGAGGAAACACUAUAGAGGAGUACGACAAAGGCCAUGGGGGAAAUGGGCAGCAGAAAUACGCGAUCCUAAAAAGGCAGCUCGAGUUUGGCUUGGUACCUUCGAGACAGCUGAGGAUGCAGCCCGUGCGUACGAUGAUGCUGCGCUUAAGUUCAAAGGCACCAAAGCCAAGCUCAAUUUUCCAGAACGCGUUCAAGGGAACAUGGAGUUUCGAUAUAUAAGCAGCGAUGGAGGUGGUGGUUCGAGCAGUUUCCCAGCUGAUCAUCAUCAUCAGCAACAGCAAAUUGAUCAAGCUGCUUAUAAUUAUUACGAUCCCAUAAUGUCCCAGAACACUUUUCCUGGGCUUCAACAAUAUGCACAAUUACUCUCUAGCAGUGAUGCAGACUUCCCUUACUUGACUUCAGCUCUCUAUAAUCAAGGUCAAGGACAAGGAGGCUGCUAUUCCACCUCUCAUAUGCCGGAAUAUUCCUCCGUUAGUAGCAGCGCCAGCUUAGUGCCACAACAGCAACAAGAUUUUCAGAAUCUUCCAUCCGAUUUUGAAGGGUUUUCUGGUUUGGAUUAUCCUUCAAACUAUGGAAAUGAUUUUCACCCUAGUAGCCGAAAUCGUGAGUAA